Messenger RNA from Suillus clintonianus, 2931 nucleotides. RefSeq lists its product as uncharacterized. The record is from RefSeq and is a predicted model, not a curated record. Lineage: Eukaryota; Fungi; Basidiomycota; Agaricomycetes; Boletales; Suillaceae. Gene Ontology annotation, molecular function: crossover junction DNA endonuclease activity; 5'-flap endonuclease activity. The coding region runs from base 21 to 2798 and encodes 925 amino acids. The transcript has 4 exons.
AUCACGUGCAACUUGUCUGCAUGAUUCAACUUCAAGUUGCAGCAAAUCAUUCAUCGAGCAGUGAACUGAGGCUGCGUUUGCCUUGCGAUCCUUUUCUACUUCAACUAUUGCAGGACAUGGGUGUAGCGGGACUUUGGGAGGUGCUACGACCUGCUGGACAAACACAGUCUUUAACGCAUCUCUCUGUUAUCCAAGGAUUUGAAGCCAAUGCUGGUGGCCGACGAGGCUUUCGCAUAGGCAUUGAUGCCUCGAUUUGGUUCUUCCAUGCCGCGUACGGUAAAGAAGGAGAGAAUCCGGAGCUGCGUACGCUCUUCUUUCGCUGUUCUAGACUCAUGAACAUGCCUCUUCUCCCACUCUUCGUAUUCGAUGGUCCAAAACGGCCUUCGGUCAAGCGCGGGAAGAGGGUGGGCGGCAAUGCGCACUGGCUUACUACUGGAAUGAAAAACAUUAUUGCUGCUUUUGGUUUUGAGUGGAGAACGGCUCCUGGAGAGGCUGAAGCUGAACUUGCAUAUCUGAAUCGCAUGGGAAUCAUUGAUGCUGUACUCUCUGAUGAUGUUGAUAACUUUCUAUUUGGUGCCACAAUGGUCAUCCGCAAUCCCAGCAACACGCUUUCCGGAAAUCGUGCGCACCCGGUGAAGAACGCUGAGGGACGUGAUGAUGGAAACCACGUCGUGACGUAUCGCGCCGCUGAUAUUCUCUCCCACGACGACAUCCGUCUCUCGCAAGGAGGAUGUAUCCUAAUCGGCCUCCUCUCUGGCGGAGAUUACCAUCAGGCUGGCGUUCAAGGUUGCGGCAAGCUCAUUGCUGCUGCCCUCGCACGUUGUGGAUUCGGAGACCGACUGCUUGAAGCUGCCAGCUCCCUCAGCCGUGAAGAGCUAGAGAAAUGGCUUGACACAUGGCGUGAAGAUGUGCGCGAGGAAUUGCGUACGAACAAGAGCGGUCUUAUCGGAUCGAAAAAGCCUGCACUCGCAAAGAAGAUUCCUGAUGAUUUUCCUGAUGUCGAUAUUCUACUGUCCUACACCAAUCCUAUCACGAGCGAGACAGAGGGUAAACCGACGCGAGAAAUCACUUGGGAACAAGAGCCCGACAUUGGUAAAAUCGCUGGACUUUGCGAACUGUACUUCGAAUGGGGUGUGAAGGAUGUGAUUAUCAAGCGUUUUCGCACCGUUUUAUGGUCAAGCGCUGUACAACGUAUCUUGCGGCGUGGCGCGAUGGAAAAGGAUGAGAAGAGGCGUAAGGGUUUACCAAUGAGCCCAAAAAAGAGCAAGACAACAGGCAAGCUCGCGCCCGGAACACCCUCGAAGAUGAUUACAAAGUACUUUUCGUCGAUGAAGCUCAACUCCCCAAGCAAAGACAACCGGAAGGAGGAAGAGUGCAGUGAUACUGAAUCUGAAGCAGAAGAAGAUAGGCUUAUUGUCAAGAUUCACUCUUCGCGACGGCACGCGUCCACGGAUAAAAUUCUUGAGUAUCGACUGGAGAUUGCGCCUGCACAGCUUGUACGACUGGCUGGGGAUGGUGUUCAAGGAAUAAGGCCCCCAAUCGAAGUAGAUGCUACUUUCGAUGAAACUGAAGGGGAUGAUGAGGACGAGGACGGCGGAAAGCAAAAGGGCAAGAGCAAGGGGAAGAAACCUCCACCAGACCCUAAGAGCCACCUUCGUGUAUGGAUGCCAGCAUGUAUGGUGCAGAUUGUGGAGCCAGAACUCGUCGAAGCCUUCGAGGACAUCCAGCGCAGAAAGCUGGAGAAAAAGACCAAGCGAACGAACAAGACGGAUGGGAAGAAGGGUGCUUCCGCUGCGCGGGGAGACAGCGAUGGAGAUGCUCUCCCUAUCCUAGCUCCUGCGAAGAAGAAACCUACCCGUCGGAAGAAAGCGGUGGCGGAACGGCAGGAUAGCGGGCUUGCUCCUCAUCCCCUCCCAAUCUCAGAUUUCAUCAGUGCUUCUGACGAUCCUUGCUUGGAGCCCAAGAAUCCUGUUGGCGCUAAUCCGCCUCGGCAGUCACAAAUUGGUUCUAAGAAACAUACGAAAUCAUCGGACUCAGAUUCCCCACAAUCCCAUAUAACUAAGUCUCCAAGAAAAUCAACGCAGCAAACAUCCCCGCGCUCACCAGGCUUGACCAGGCGCAUGGGUUCAACGUCACUCAUACAGCCGAUGCGCAAAUUUAACGAUAUCAUUGAUAUCUCGGACAUGACGGAGAGGAAAAAGAAGGAUGUUUCCACCGCCGAAGGCGACAGCGAUAGAGAUGCCCUACCUCUUUCAUCUUCUCCGAAGAAGACAACAGUCCGCCGGAAGAAAGCGGUCGUAGAACCCCAGGCCACUGCGCUUGCUCCUCGUCCUUUCCCACUGUCAGGUUUCAUCAUUACUUCUGACGAUCCUUUCGCAGAGCCCACACAUUCUAUUCGCGCUCACACGUCCCAGCAGUCCUCACAAACCGGCUCUAAGAAACAUACCAAGUCAUCUGACUCCGAACCCAUCCCACCCUCCGCAACCAAAUCUCCAAGAAAAUUGCCGCAGCAAACAUCCCCGCGCUCGUCAAGCUUGACCAUGCGCCCGGGUUCACCACCAUCUAUACGACUGAUCCAGAAGUUCGACGAUAUAAUUGAUAUAUCCAGUGAUUCCGAUGUACCAUUACCACCCACGAAACUUUGUGUCAAAGCACCCCUGCUACUUGCCAGAGAGAGAACCAAGAAAGGGGAUGGUUUGUCUCACGUCAAAAGCAAACGCCCUGACCUCGAGCCGAUGUUAAAGGGCAAAUCAACGAGGACGGUUGUGGCGGAGAAUGAUAUCAUUGAUUUGACUUGAUAACUCGACCAUUAUAUUACCCGGUUGGUUUUGGGUUGGUUGAUCGUAAUUUAAGCUUUUGGAUGUACAACAAGUAUGUGUAGGAUCAAUGGGAUCGAUACCCUAGAGUUGUGGGUUUUGAAUUAUCAGGGAU